This is a messenger RNA of Pseudozyma hubeiensis SY62, 819 nucleotides long. Its product is annotated as glutathione S-transferase. NCBI's taxonomy places the organism in Eukaryota, Fungi, Basidiomycota, Ustilaginomycetes, Ustilaginales, Ustilaginaceae. The record is from RefSeq and is a predicted model, not a curated record. The transcript is spliced from 2 exons. The coding region runs from base 1 to 819 and encodes 272 amino acids.
AUGCCGACGAGGCGAAAGUCUAGAACAGAAGUCUUUCUCAAAUCGACAGCCUCUAACAACCUCGCUAUGACUACUCCUGAUCGAACAGGCAAACCCGAAGACCUCGGUCUGAUCGAACUGUUCGGCGAGCCCUCCUCGCCUUUUGUUCGAACCAUCUCGCUCGCUCUUUCGGAACUCAACAUCCACUACAUCCCCAUCGCUCGGUCAUCGCACUCUGACGAGAUCAAGUCUCGCAAUCCCUACGGUCUCACUCCUGUGCUUAUUCAUCGACCGGAUGGACUCUAUGCUCGACCCGAAGAUGUGAUCACCUUAUCCGAGGGAUCGAUUCGACGAUACGUAGAUGAGCUUCUCUUCCCACUUUCAUCGACACAUCGACACUUGACACCCCCUCUACGAUCCUCCGGUGGAGUCGUUGAUGCCAAGACCGUCGUUUCAAGGUCAAGAUUGGACGGUCUCAUCUCCAAACUCUCUCAAACCAUCAUCCCAACCCUCGACGCUGGCUACAUCAAACCCGCCUCAGCCCUCGCUAAACAAGGCAAAGACGCUGAAACCAUCAAUUCCACCCUAGCCGAACCUUUGACCAGAAUCCACACGCUGUUGGAGAUCGUGGAGGGUCAAGCAGCAAAGAAUGCAAAGUGGUUGCUGGAGGGUGAGAACUUGACCUGGGCGGAUCUAUUCUUGUUCCCUGUGCUGGACGAUCUGAGGUCGAGUCCUGCGGGUCAUCUGGUCUCGGGCAACAGUCCGAACUUUGCUUGGUUGUCAGGCUGGUUGCGAAGGAUGGAUGAGAGAGUCAGCGUCGAGGUCGGAAAGAAAGCAUAG